Messenger RNA from Callorhinchus milii (elephant shark), 4470 nucleotides. It is a transcript of the gene inpp5f, whose product is annotated as inositol polyphosphate-5-phosphatase F. Gene Ontology annotation, molecular function: phosphatidylinositol-4-phosphate phosphatase activity. Gene Ontology annotation, biological process: phosphatidylinositol dephosphorylation; regulation of endocytic recycling. The record is from RefSeq and is a predicted model, not a curated record. Lineage: Eukaryota; Metazoa; Chordata; Chondrichthyes; Chimaeriformes; Callorhinchidae. Gene Ontology annotation, cellular component: early endosome; clathrin-coated endocytic vesicle. The transcript has 20 exons. Bases 352 to 3357 code for a protein of 1001 amino acids.
GAUCUGCUUCUGGCAUGGAACCCGAUUUGCUUAGGUCUGGUGGAGGGAGUCAUUGGAAAGAUUCAGCUUCAUACAGAUUUUCCAUGGCGGCUCCUCCUAAUACGUCAGAAAGCCGUGGUUGGGAAGCUCCUCGGGGAGCAUCAAGUGUACAAAAUCACCAAGAUCGCCGUGAUCCCACUCUCCGAAGCAGAGCCUCAGGAUUUGGAACUUGAGCUGUGCAAGAAACAUCAUUUCGGGAUCAACAAGACGGAGAAGAUCACCCAAUCUCCCGACGACUCCAAGUUUUUACUCAAGACUUUUAGUCAGAUCAAAUCCAACGUGGCAGCUCCCAUCAAGAAGAAGAUUGAUGAAAUGGGCUCUGAUGUCUUUCAGUUAUUGCAGGUCAAGGAAAACAAGGAGAAGGAGAAGCUGGAGCGACGCUUAUUGGAGGAACUGAUCAAAAUGUUUGUGGACUCGGAUUCGUUUUACUAUAGUCUGACCUACGACCUUACAAAUUCGAUCCAGCGACAGAGCACCUCUGAAAAGAAAGGGUUACCGCUGUGGCAAAGGGUUGAUGAUAGAUUUUUUUGGAACAAGCAUAUGAUUGAUGACCUGGUAAAAUCGAACGACCCGAGUGCACAUUUGUGGAUCAUCCCGAUCAUCCAGGGGUUUGUGCAGAUCGAGGAGCUGGUGGUUAAUUACAACGAAUCGUCAGACGAUGAGAAGAGCAGCCCCGAGACCCCCUCCCAGGAGAUGUGCGCUGACGACAUCCAGCCUCGCUUCCUGGUGGCCAUUAUCUCAAGGAGGAGUCGGCACAGAGCAGGAAUGCGCUACAAGCGCCGGGGCGUCGACGAAAGCGGGAAAGUGGCCAAUUACGUGGAGACGGAGCAGCUGAUUCACGUUCAUAGCCACACUCUGUCGUUCAUCAUUGUUCGGGGCUCAGUGCCCCUCUUCUGGAGUCAGGUUGGGUAUCGGUAUAACCCUCGCCCACGGCUGGACAAACCGGAGAAGGAGACGAUCAGCAGUUUUGCCGAUCACUUUCAGGAGCAGCUGAAGAUAUACAGGAAGCAGGUUAUUAUCAGUCUAGUGGAUCAGACUGGAAGAGAGAAAAUAAUUGGGGAUGCGUUCCUUCGACAAGUUCUGCUGUACAAUAACCCAAAACUCACCUACGUGACAUUUGAUUUCCAUGAGCACUGUCGAGGGAUGAAGUUUGAAAACGUUCAGACCCUAACGGACGCCAUUGCUGACAUUAUCACCGACAUGAAGUGGGGCUGGUUUGACCAGGCAGGAGAGAUCUGCAAGCAGGAAGGAAUCUUCAGGGUUAACUGCAUGGAUUGCUUGGAUCGGACCAAUGUGGUUCAAGCUGCCAUUGCACGGGUGGUCAUGGAGCAGCAGUUGAAGAAGUUGGGUGUCAUGCCCCCAGAGCAGCCACUGCCCCAAAAAUGCUACAGGAUUUACCAGAUCAUGUGGGCCAACAACGGAGACACCAUCAGCAGACAGUACGCUGGCACAGCUGCCCUGAAGGGAGACUUCACGAGAACGGGGGAGAGGAGGCUUGCGGGAGUGAUGAAAGACGGCUACAAUUCCGCUAACCGUUAUUACCUGAACCGCUUCCGUGAUGCCUAUCGACAAGCUGUGAUCGACCUGAUGCAGGGCAGCCCAGUGACUGAAGACCUCUAUUCCAUCUUCAGCAAAGAGAAGGAGCACGAAGCAUUGCAGAAACGGAACCAGCGGAGUCAGCAGGAGCAGAUCAGCUUCCUCCUGCAGAACUACAUGAAGCUGCUGUUGCCUGGUGAUGAGAAAUUCCACGGGGGCUGGGCACUGAUAGAUUGUGACCCGAGCCUUAUUGAUGCGACCCACAGAGAUGUGGAUGUUCUCCUGCUUCUCUCCAAUUGUGCCUACUACGUGGCCUACUACGACGACGAGGUGGAUAAAGUGAAUCAGUAUCAGAGGUUGGAACUGGAGGACUUGGAGAAGAUUGAAAUUGGUCCUGAACCCACUUUCUUUGGGAAGCCAAAGUUUACGUGUAUGAGGCUGCAUUAUAAGCACAACGGUGCCAGUGGGUAUUUUCACACACUGAGAGCCGUGAUCCGCAACCCUGAGGAGGACGGAAAAGACACCCUUCAGUGCAUCGCCGAGAUGCUUCAGCUUACAAAGCAAGCCCUGGAUUUUGAUGUGUCUGUGGUAGAGAAGAAGCUCGAGAGGAAACGCAGUAAACCACAUGAAGACAUCCUUGGGAUCCGAUCGAAGAGCCAGCUUCCUGGCAGCACAGGCCUGGCCCAGGGCAAAAACUACCUGAUCAACAAGUUUUCCUCCCUCAAUCAGAAAGUCAAACAGACCAAAUCCAACGUGAACAUGGGGAACCUUCGUAACCUGGGGAAGCUCAGCAACUUCCCAAAGCCUGACAUGAAGGUCAAUUUUUUGAAACCAAACCUCCGAGUGAACCUGUGGAAGUCAGACAGCAGCUUGGGCACCUCCGAGGCUCCAGUGGUCAUCUCCAAAGAGGAGACAGAUUCAGACGCCGAGAUCUCGUCGGACACCGACUCUUAUGAAUCUGACGAAUUCCUCACCAACUCCAAGUCAGACGAUGAAUGUCAGAUCAUGGACUCAGACGGUGUCGGGCAGCACGACUACAUUCUCCCGAGCUGUGGUAUUGUGGCCACAGGCCCUCGUCCACGGUUAGGGAGCCGGUCACAGUCUGUGUGCAGCACUGAGUUCAAUAUCCAGAAUCUGGCAGAAAUCCUAGUGACUGAGUGCGAGACUGAGCCAGGAAGCAAUGCUGUGAUUAAUGAUGAUUGUGUGGAAGGUACUGAUGCAGACCUAUUAGUUGAUUUUGACACUCCUAUUGAUGUUUACUGUCACAAAUUUGUACAUGACGCACAAUGCAAAAUUCCAGAAGCUCUCGCAGCAAACCGUCCGGUCCAACAAGAGCAACACAUACAAAGCGAUAGUAGCAACGAACCUGCUAAAGAUGGACUUGAAUCUGAAGGAAAAGAACCACCUUUGUCAAGACCUUCCAAGCUGGACGUACUUUCAGCUAACUUGGCUGCAGCUUCUCUCUCAGUGGAGCCAGCAAGUCCCACCAUACCAGCUGAUGAAUCUCUAGCCUCUUCAUCCAACCAGCCCGAAGUGAAGACUUGUUCAAAUGCAACACCUUCGCCGGCAGAUGGUGUGGGCAGCAGGGCUGUCUCCCCCUUUGCUAAGAUCCGAAGCUCUAUGGUGCAGGUUGCAAACUUGACGCAGGCAGGGCUGAUCCAGGGAGUGAACUUUGCUGUGGCCAAGGUCCAGCGGACCCCCGAUAGCGCUGUAAAUGAAGGUGAACAACCCCACCUGAAGGACAUGUUUACACAGUGCCAGACUAGGAUCAUACAGAUUUAGCCACAAGGUGGGCUCCGAUCUGCACCUCAACUAAGAGAACUGCCCUACAAAUGUUAUGACCAUAGGCCCCUUUUAAAAUGUCUACUGUUUUGUACCCAGUCUUAACUAACAACCUUAUUUGAAUGGAACGGUUCAGGAUUUUGGUGAUGAAUGAUUGUUACGCGCCAGUCUGGGUAAAUCCUUAAUUAUUUCACGAAUCUACUGGAGCACUGGCUAUUUGAAAAGGUUGACGUGCAAUAACUGCUGAGAGUUUAUCAAGUUGGGGGUUAUUGUAACCCCAGUUAAUUUAUGGGCUCAUUUGCCCUCAUUUGACUGUUUCCUCCAUUGUGUAACUAGGAGGAAUCGGGAUGUAUUGUGUAACUAGAAGCAUAUGCAGUGCGACACAACUUAAAAUUCAUACUUAGAUUGUAUUUGCAGUGAGUUUAGUUUGUGGGACACAGGAUUCAGAUUUUUCUUCUUUCACAGGGAAACUGCCUUGGGGAGUUUUGAGUUCUGAUUGCAUCAGAAUGAAGCACUCCUCAAAAAGCUUUUUUUUUUAAAAAAAUAUUUUUCAUUGCAUCUAUGUUUUUAUAGAGCAACAAAGCCCAUGCAGUUGAAGUCGAUUGGAAGGGACUGUGACAGCACUUGAGUGAUGAUUCCAACUAUUCCAGUAUUCUAUCCCAUUAUCUACCAAGAAAAAUUAGUCUCUCUUUUCCCCCCUUAUUCUAUCUUUUUGCCAGGGACUGAAUGACUGCGUUCUGUAGUUGAUGCAAUGCAAGUGAAGGGGCCCAAGGCAAGUUUGAAAUUGAUCUGACCUGUUAGCAGUAGUAUCCUCCCAUAGACAGUGCUUCCGUGUUUUUGGUUCCCUGAAAGUCUUAACUGUAGUCUUAAUAUCUUCAGCCUCCUCGAUGUUGCGGAGAAUUUUUCUCUGCACGUUUUCCAUUUCCAGUAAUUGACUUCUGGUAAUAUACCUUUUGAAUGUGCUUAUUUAUUCACGUGUGUCACAGUACUGUGGUUUCUUUAGAUUGUUUUGAAAAUUCCAGCUAUACUUCAAAGUAAAUGUACUCCACUGUAUCAACAUCCAAGGGAUGUAUAUGGGAAAUAUUUUAAUAAAAAGUGUUGAAUGAAAUCUUA